CUUAGCUGCGGUCGCCGCGGCGCGCGGACAUGGCGCGAGUGUUGCGUCCGCCGAGCCGCACUCUAUGGCGGCAAUCCGACCAAUACUAGGAUGUCGCUGAAGACCCCGACGCCGGGCGUCGGCGAGCGCGAGACAUGGGGCAAGAAGGUGGACUUUUUGCUGUCCGUCAUCGGCUUCGCUGUCGACCUUGCCAACGUGUGGCGGUUUCCCUACCUGUGCUACAAGAACGGAGGAGGAGCCUUCUUGGUGCCAUAUUGCAUCAUGUUAGUGGUGGGAGGGAUACCGCUUUUCUACAUGGAGCUAGCUUUAGGGCAGUUCCAUCGCAAAGGAGCCAUCACUUGCUGGGGCAGGCUCGUGCCACUGCUUAAAGGUAUUGGAUACGCGGUGGUUCUGAUAGCAUUCUAUGUGGACUUUUAUUAUAAUGUCAUAAUCGCUUGGGCUUUACGUUUCUUCUUCGCAUCAUUCACAACCAUGUUACCUUGGACCAACUGCAACAAUGAGUGGAAUACACCUGCAUGUCAACCGUUCGAAGCUAAUUGGGAGUCUAUAAACGUAAACAAAACCACACGCCACCACAACUCUUCAGCGUCAAACACUCCACAAACGACACCAUUUACAUCAGCCGCUUCAGAAUAUUUUAAUCGGGCAAUACUGGAACUGCACAGGAGUGAAGGCUUACAUGAUUUGGGUCCCAUUAAGUGGGACUUGGCACUAUGUCUUCUGGCGGUUUAUAUAAUUUGUUACUUUUCAUUGUGGAAAGGCAUCAGCACAUCUGGCAAAGUAGUAUGGUUUACAGCUUUAUUUCCUUACGCUGUACUUCUGAUACUGUUAGUACGUGGAAUAACUCUACCGGGUUCUGCUACUGGCAUUCAGUAUUACUUAAGUCCUAAUUUCGAGGCUAUUACUCAACCUCAGGUAUGGGUCGAUGCAGCUACACAAGUAUUUUUUUCUUUGGGUCCAGGAUUUGGUGUUCUCUUGGCUUACGCUUCUUACAAUAAAUACCACAACAACGUGUAUCAGGAUGCGAUUCUAACUAGCGUUAUCAACUCUUGCACUUCAUUCAUCGCUGGAUUUGUUAUCUUCAGCGUGCUGGGUUACAUGGCCCACACGUCUGGUAAGGAUGUUCAAGAUGUAGCCACUGAAGGACCGGGUCUCGUAUUUAUCGUGUACCCAGCUGCUAUAGCAACUAUGCCAGGGUCUACAUUCUGGGCACUCAUAUUCUUUAUGAUGUUGCUGACACUGGGACUGGAUAGCUCUUUCGGUGGAUCCGAGGCAAUAAUAACCGCUCUAAGCGAUGAGUUUCCUCCAAUCGGACGACAUCGAGAACUGUUCGUGGCCUGCCUCUUCACCCUGUACUUCUUCGUUGGCUUAACGUCUUGCACUACGGGAGGCUUCUACUUCUUCCAACUCCUUGAUCGAUACGCGGCUGGAUAUUCUAUGCUUGUUGCUGUUUUCUUUGAAGCAAUUGCUGUUUCUUGGAUCUAUGGUACCGAAAGAUUCUGCGAGGAUAUCCGUGACAUGAUUGGUUUCCGACCUGGUCUCUAUUGGAGAAUCUGCUGGCGUUUUGCCGCCCCAGCGUUCCUCUUGUUUAUCACUGUGUAUGGCCUGAUGGAUUAUGAGCCUUUACAAUAUGAUAACUACGUGUACCCAUUCUGGGCGAACGCGCUUGGCUGGUUCAUCGCAGGAUCAAGCGUCAUUUGUAUACCAACCGUGGCUAUUUACAAGAUCCUCACAACUAAAGGAACUUUCUUAGAGCGUCUGCGCAUCCUGACGACACCUUACGCGGACACGGAACACAGCGCGGUCCACAACGGCGUGGUGGUAUCGGAGAGUGGUGGCGUGCGGCUGGCAUCAGCCGUCACCACCCCCGGUACGCCACCCGCCACCGACCCAUCGGCUACCUCCGCCCCCUCCGUGCGUGACCAGCCUGCACUCGUCUGAGCGACGCUCUCCUUUGACGUCUACUACGUAUAAAUAGUCUUUUAUGGGCGACGUUAACACGUAAUCCGUGGCUUAUUGGCACAGUGUGACCAAUAUUGUAAUCGGUUUCUGCGGCACCGGUUGCAGCCUGCAGGUUCUAACGUCGCUCAUGAAUUAAAUUUAUAGGGCGUAUAGGUGUCAGAGGGAAGAAAGGUGGCGGCGUUUUAUUUUAAGAUUAAUUGUGUGAAAUGGUUGUCGAUAUGGGCCAUCCGCCAUAGAGGCGCUUAUUGCUUUUAAAAUAGAUCUUAAGUUGCUAAUUAUAAUUUUGACGUUUUCUUCAUUUGUUUCAUCAUAUUAGGUUUUAAUCAAUGAGUAAGAUAAAAAAUCCCAUUAAAAAUAUAUAUUAACCUGUGGUGUUAUAAGCUUAUAAUUUAGGCUUGCUAUUAUUAUCUAUGAAAAGUUUUGGUAUAUGGCAACAUAAAAUGUAUGCUCACAAACAGAUAGGUACCUAGAUUAUCUGUUUAAUAAAUGUGUACAAAACCGUAUGCAUGACAAUUAGUUUUAUUCGCGUUAAUUUAUGGUAGGAACAUAGAUAUAUCCUUGUUUUUAUGAUAAUGUAUUCUAUUUAUUUACUUGAAUUUUAAUUAAGUAUAAACGUAACUUUGUCAUUGGCAUCGAAGAAGGCUUAAAGAAUAUCUAUGAUUAAAAU
Molecule: messenger RNA, 2629 nt
Organism: Nymphalis io (European peacock)
Lineage: Eukaryota; Metazoa; Arthropoda; Insecta; Lepidoptera; Nymphalidae
Gene: DAT
Product: sodium-dependent dopamine transporter
Exons: 12
Coding region: 91-1941 (616 amino acids)
Biological process (GO): sodium ion transmembrane transport; dopamine uptake involved in synaptic transmission
Cellular component (GO): neuron projection; presynaptic membrane; neuronal cell body membrane
Molecular function (GO): dopamine:sodium symporter activity
Source: RefSeq, a predicted model, not a curated record